UUCUUCUUCUCCUUUCCUUCGUCAUGGAGGCACCAGUAGUAGACGCUGUAUACUUGAGGGAGAUCGACAAGACUCGUCGAGACCUUCGCGCUCUCAUCUCCAGCAAGAGCUGCGCUGCUAUCAUGCUCCGUUUAGCGUGGCAUGAUGCUGGAACUUACGAUGCCACGAGGAAGACUGGAGGUCCUAAUGGCUCAAUCAGGACUGAGAAGGAGUUGAAACAUGGUGCAAAUGCUGGUUUGGAAAUUGCAGUUAGAUUAUGUGAAAAAGUGAAGGCUAAACAUCCAAAAAUUACCUACGCUGACCUAUACCAGCUUGCUGGCAUUGUUGCAGUCGAGGUCACUGGAGGCCCCUCGAUUGACUUUGUUCCGGGCAGAAAGGAUUCAUUGGAAUCAGAUGAAGAAGGGCGCAUUCCAGAUGCCAGACAAGGUGCACAGCAUUUAAGGGACGUCUUUUAUCGCAUGGGUCUAUCUGACAAGGACAUUGUGGCAUUGUCUGGAGGCCACACAUUGGGAAAGGCACACAAGGAGAGAUCAGGAUUCGAAAGUCUACCUUGGACAACUGAUCCUUUGAAGUUCGAUAACUCAUAUUUUGUGGAGCUCAUGAAAAAAGGAGAUUCAGAGGGAUUAUUGAAACUCCCAACAGACAAGUCAUUAGUUGAAGAUCCUAAGUUUCGUCCCUAUGUUGAGCUAUAUGCAAAGGAUGAGGAUGCUUUCUUCACAGAUUAUGCGGCAUCACACAAGAAACUUUCAGAACUAGGCUUCACCCGACCGUCCUCCGGCCUAACGGGAGCUGCUAAGAGCAGUAAAAUAUUGGCACAAAGUGUUGUGGGAGCAGUUGCUGUAGCUGUGGUUAUCUUAAGUUAUUUUUACGAAAUUCACAGAAAAAUCAAGUGAAUAAGACCUGAUCUCUGUAGAAUUCUACAAAAUGGGUGAAGCAAUUCAUACAUGUUACUGAUUGUAACUACAGAAACACGACAAAAGUACAUUUGAAUCUCUU
This is a messenger RNA of Corylus avellana, 996 nucleotides long. Its product is annotated as L-ascorbate peroxidase 3. Gene Ontology annotation, molecular function: heme binding; peroxidase activity. Lineage: Eukaryota; Viridiplantae; Streptophyta; Magnoliopsida; Fagales; Betulaceae. The record is from RefSeq and is a predicted model, not a curated record. Gene Ontology annotation, cellular component: chloroplast. Gene Ontology annotation, biological process: cellular response to oxidative stress; hydrogen peroxide catabolic process; response to reactive oxygen species.